GGAAUUCCUGGGACACCUGGACCCAAAGGCAACAAGGGAGAAGCCGGCGUUGGAGCCGCCGGCCCCAGAGGUCCCCAUGGAUUCCCUGGCCCUCGGGGUGACGAGGGCAUCGUGGGAAUGCGGGGUCCCCCCGGAAUGAUGGGUCCAAAAGGCUUCCCAGGCAUGAAAGGGCUACAAAGGCACCAAAGGAGAUCCCGGUGAGCAGGGACUGCCAGGUUUUGAUGGAGACAAAGGCGAGAAGGGAGAGGACGGACCCGUAGGAGAAAAGGUGGGAACUUCCCAAAGUUCCUGUGAGGAAGGGACUGGGGGUGGUGGAAGGAAUUCCCAGAAAAAUUAUGGAUACCCUUGGAUUUCUGGAACAGAAUUCCCAGAAGAAUUGUGGCUACCCCAUCCUUGGAAGUGUCCUAGGCCAGGCUGGAUGAGACUUGGAGCAGCCUGGGAUCAUGGAGGGUGUCCCGUGGAGGGCUGGGAUAGGAACUGGGUGAUCUUUAAAGUCCCUUCCAUCCCAAACCAUCCCGGAAUUCUCAGGCCACACCCAGCUCUG
Zonotrichia albicollis (white-throated sparrow) is the source of this 544-nucleotide messenger RNA. The record is from RefSeq and is a predicted model, not a curated record. NCBI's taxonomy places the organism in Eukaryota, Metazoa, Chordata, Aves, Passeriformes, Passerellidae.